This is a messenger RNA of Symbiodinium natans, 2652 nucleotides long. The record is from the annotation of a GenBank genome assembly. NCBI's taxonomy places the organism in Eukaryota, Dinophyceae, Suessiales, Symbiodiniaceae.
AUGGCAAAAGUUCACUUCCUUACGGCACUUGCCUGUGCUGCAGUGGCCGACGCAUGCAACAAGAACUCAGAUUGCGCGAGCAACUGGUGCGACGGCGGCACUUUCUUUUCGUCUGGCCGGUGUAAGCCACAGAGGGCGGAUGGCGAAAGAGCGGUAGGGAGUUGGCCCAGCUACGACUACAACAUCUGCCUUGCCGGGCGUGGCAAGUGUGGUAUUUGUGGCGAUCGGGUUCCUGAUGGCAGCGCCUGCACUGAGAAUAGGGACUGCAAGUCGGACUGGUGCGAAGGCUUUGGCAGCUGCAGCGGCGAGUGCAAAGGGCGUAAGGCCGAUGGGACCAGGAUUGUUUGUGACAGCCUCUCCAUUACCACUGGCGGCUGCGACUACAAUCAAUGCGAAGCCCGUGCAGGCAAGUGCGGAGUCUGCGGGCGCAGCGUGCCCGAUGGUUCGACUUGCUCGGAGAAUGCUGACUGCAGCAGUGGCUGGUGCGAAGGCUUCCCAUCAGCCGGUUGCCAAGGCACAUGCAGGCCCAAGAAAGAUGAUGGGUUCCGGCUGGAGUGUAAUGACCCCACAAAGGUCGCUUCUGGGGGUUGCGAUUACAAUCAAUGCAAAGCCUCUGAAGGCAGAUGUGGAGUCUGUGGUCGCAAGGUUCCUAGUGGAACUGCGUGUUCCCAGGAGAGCGAUUGCGUAAGCAACGUGUGCCGCUUGCCCGGAGGUGUUCUUGGCACUUCUGCCGGCUGCAAUGGUCAGUGCACCGAGCCCUUGCCGGAUGGAUCCAUGUUGCCACGACUCACGUGGCCCAUCAAUGGUGCGUUCUAUGACUACUCCGAAUGUUCUGGCAAGGCUGGCAUCUGCGGCGUUUGCGGGAGUCGGGUUGGUGAAGGUGCAAAAUGUUCGGCAUCAACAGACUGCGCGGAGGAUCUUUGUUGUGGCGGCCUCCUUGAAGGUCGCAUUUCCGUCAACUGCCAGGGCACCUGCGUCAAAAAGACCCCAAGUGCUUGCCCAAGCUUGGUGGACAUGAGCGCUCUGACCGAGGUGGUGGACAGUUUCGUGAAGUUCGCCAAAGACUUCGGCCAAUGCAUGAUCGAGGAGGUGGUUGACCCGUGGCUGGAGGACGAGUAUGGCUGCAGAUUCAGCGCCUCCCCUAGCAAAAUGACGGCGUCGCUCACCUGCGCAAAGCUCGACCCUGAAAGGGCUCGUCGCCUUGCGGCUACGGACGAGACGGGUUCCUGGGCUCGACGCUUUGGAUAUGCUUCCGCACGGGCAGCCCGCGUUGCAGAGCCCGUCCUAUACCGACUCGGACGGCCCGAGCUUGGACUCGGCCGGCAGCUCCUGGGCAUCGGCUCGGCGGAGGAGCCGACUACCAGCCAGCUGGGCUGCCGACAGACCCAGUACUGCAACGCCGGGGCCGUCGUGAGCCUUGUUGCAAGCAUCGACUUCAAGCCGAAAGUUUCCAUCGACAUUGAUACCACGGCCAGUACCGCAACUAUCAGCUUGGAGGGAGACGUGACUGGUAUAGCUGGGGUGGGUGCCCUUGCAGGUGGCUCCUGUACUUAUGAGAGGGAGCUUUUCUUCCCGAGUGCACCGAAGCCUGUGGCCACGUACUGCCUGUAUGCAGUGUGUGUCACUGUCCUGAUUCAGGGCUCCGUGAAGCUGGCGAUCGAGGGAGAGUUGCAGGCCACGGCAAGCGCGGAGUACCACACAGUGUACAAAGUCGGUGGCCAGACAACUUUGGAGCUUUCCUCCGACAACCUCGAUCAGAGUGCCAACGCGGCCAUUACUGCAGAACGUGUCAGUGACCACUGGAGCCUGAAUGCAGUAGGUUCGAUGUCGGCUGCAAUCUCGGUCACGGUGGGUCCCGUCGUUACCGUGCUCGUGGUCCCUGGCACCUUUGCGACCCUGCAUCCUUAUGUCAUGGCUCAAGCCUCCCUCUUUGGCACGAUGAAGUUUGAGAAAGCUUCUGCCAGUGAGGCUCCCGAGGGCAUCACGGCCGUUUCCUGGCCAGUCUCCUCGGAGGUCUGCACCGAUGAGGCCCAGAAGCAGAGCCUGGCGAACAGACAGUUCACCCAGGAGAGGCCGGGGAAGGAAACGACAAGUUCUGGCAACGCCACCAGUGGACAAGGCUUCACCUUGGCUACAGACCUCCUCGACACUGACGGGCAGUGCUUCGCUGUCGGCUGGAACGCCGUGGUCGGCGUCGAAGCCACGGUUCUCGGACCUCCUCCGGGGCUACAGGACCUGACCCAGGUUCUGAGUGCAGUCAGCAGCGAGUUGGAAGCAUCGCUGACGAAAUUCUCUCUGGGAUCCACAGCAGCACUGGGUGCCGUGAACUGUGUUGGCAGAUGGAUCACGGGCGAUGAGAACUUUGACAUGGUGGCAGCUGGUCUUACUGCGGCAGUUCAGGGACUUUUGGGCAAGAUCCCGACCAGCAGCUUGGAUGAGCUGCCCGUGUUUGACACAGAGGCUUGCUUUGACAUGUACAAGGCGAGUGUCGGAGAAGGUUGCUUGUGCUCUGUGGGCUGUGCUCGAAGGGAGGGUGCCAACUGUGCUCCGAAUGAUGGAAGCACAAGCCUCGCUCGGCAGACUCGUCAGACGGGCGGCAAGUUCCUUUGCGUACUGCUUGCUGCCUGGUCUUCCCUCCUAAGGAGGAUCUGA